AUGCCUCGCGCUUCAGCAUCGGCAAAGCGACAGCACGGUGCCUCGAACCAGCGCGAUACCCGACACGAGAAUGGCUUGGUAGGCCCGGGGAAGCGCAUUCCCAAGCAGCAGAAGAGUCAGAACCAGCUCAACGGCAACUCCACCCCAAACAAGCAGCAGCAGCAGCAGCCCGCCGUCGACGAUGCAGCUGUCCCGCCUGUCCCCUCGACGCCGCCCCCAACCACAAACGGUUACUGCAAGUCUCCCACCGAAAUGCCCGCCGAGCACAAGACGACCGACUCUCUGAGGAGAGCAUCGCUUGGCACAUACUCGGAGUCCUCCUCGUCCGAAUCCUACAACUCUCACCUUGGGAAUACCAGCCCGGAGGACAAUCACCGUCGCAUCGAUGUCAAUGCUACCAAGAACUCCAACGUGCAUCGUGACACAGGCAUCCUUGAUUUCACCCUCACCGUCCUUCGAUCUUGUCCCCUGCAAGACACCAUCGCCAUCCUGAUCAUCUUGAUGCAGAUCCCGCCUCUGGCUCUCUCCGGCAUUUACGUGCUCUUCACCCUGCUCACCUUUGUGACUAGCAACGGCUUGAACUUGAGCGAUGUUUUCGAGUGGAAUCUUGGUGCUCCUUCCCUGGCCACAGUUAUAUGCGUCGAUGCCAUCGUACUCCUCAUCUGGCUUUUCCUCUGGGGACCGAUACAACACGUCAUUCUCGAUCUGGCACAGAUGGUAAUCGCGCUGGGAUUAGGAGGCGGUUCGAGCUCAAGAGACGGAGGGUCCAUGAAAAAUACUCUAAUCUGCCUAAGCAUGAUCCUGCUUUCUCAUGUUCUGCGCCAUACCAAGAUGAAGUAUUCUCCGGUGGGCUAUCUGAUGGGUUCGAGCCGUUUCAUGGUUCCCGAUUUUGACGAUCCUCUCGAAGCCCUUGAUUCUAUCCGUGGUUACGACAAGGUCCAAGCGGGAUGGUUUGGCUGGGUCAAGAGCAUACUGGCCAUUCAUAUAUUGACCCAGGGUUUGGUCAAGUACAUACGCGAUUGGUAUUUGAGACGGGAAAGACGGGACAAUCUGGCUCUGACUGCUGCCGAUCCUGAAGCUGGGAAAUCCUAUGCUGCGGAUAACGACGGUGGCUUCUCUACGCCUGAUAGCGAUGCCGUUCAAACGUCAACAGCAUUAACAACAAAAAAGAAAAGAAAACAUAGUGCACAGGUCCGGAAUCGCCAACCGCUUUGGGCAGCUCUGGCAAGCACCAAAGUCGUCGUGGUAAAGGAAUACGAGCUUACGCAUGCAACAGCGGAAUCCGCCGGCUCGAAUGCUACUGACAUCCACAACCUCGGAAACGCACCGUUCAAUACGCAGCCUGGGCAGAUUUGGAUAUCAUACGUGGGUUGUGAUGAAGUCUGCUUCAACACCAGCGAAUUUCCCGUUCAACCAGCGCCCGAAAGCCAAUCUGACGGGUCGAGGGUCGAUUUAUCAAAGCCUUUUUACGUGAGAGUCAACAACGCUAUCUGGCAGCCCACUCGAAUGACACCUGUGGAAAACACAGAGGAGGACUGUAGGCAGGGAGUUCGAUGGAGCGGAGACAUAUACGGACUGACUCCCAUGUCAAAUUACGAGUGCGAGUUCGUCUGCACGGCUACUCACGAAAUCCUGUUCUCGACGAGUGUUAGGACUACUCAGGCCAAGACAGCAGAUGUCGAUGCCAGCAGCUCCAAGCCGAAUAGUCAGCGGUCGCUACGGCCUGACUCUCCCUUCACUACGCUCAAAACCUCGAUUGCUGCAGCAGAAAGCAAGCUGGCCGAAGAGAAGUCUCGUCAAAAGGCACUUCGGAAGGAGUUUCACCGCAAGACAAAUGCCAUGAAGAAAGAAAACGAAAAGCUAUCUGCAGCAGUCCAGUCAGCUGGCACCGGUGAUGACAAGCUACGACAAAAGAUUCAGCAGAACACCACGCAGCAGAAGCAGGCGGAGCACGCAACGUCAAGUCUGGAGGCGGAACUGAAGGAGUUUGAGAAGAUUCCCGAGUCUUUGAAAUCCUCCUGGAAGAGCAAGCAAUCAGCCUGGACCAACGAGAAGGCCAAGUACGACGGGGCCGUCGCUGCGUUCAAGAGCUUCAAGGCUUCAGUUGAUGGCGGGAUCAAGGCCUUGGAAGAAGAGAAGGCGAGCCUUCAAGCCAAGAGGAACAAGAUCAGCAGCCGUAUCUCCAAGGUGGAUGGUGAGCAUGCGCGUAUAGCUGAUGCCAAUGCUCGUGGACUCGAUGAAGCAGAACGCCGACGCCAGGCCCGGGAAAAUUACGAAAAGGAAAUGGCCAGAAUGGAGCGUGACCUGAUUGCUCGGAUCACUGAGAUCGAGGCUGCCAUUCACACUAAGGAUUCUGAGAACUUGUCUCUCAAGAUGCAGCUGGAUUCUUUCCACACGCAGCAGCAGGCCGCCUACGCCUACGCGACAGCUUACGAUUUCCCUGAAGCCGCUGGUCAAUUCACGUCGCCUGGCGCUGGGCCGCACGCCCAGCCCAGUGUGUCAAACCCCGCGCCUUAUGAUGCUACAGCCGCCUGGUCUAACAGUCUCUACAACAAUUCGCUAUGGGCUGCGCCAGGUCUCGCGUCCGCUUUUGCUCCACAGUCAACUGGAAUGUCCCAUCCUCCGCGACCCGCGGCCAAGGCUAGAAACCGCUCGUCGUCCAUGCUGAGCGAUGUAUCUCACUUCACGGAGAGCAGCAAGGCCGAAGAGGAGUGGAACAAGUCUACUCCCGCAGCCACCUACACUCCAGGCGUGCCUAGGUUCUCAGGACUUCCUCCUCCUGGCUUCGGGUAUCGCGAUGGCGUGGCUGUUAGCGAUGGAUCUUGCAGUCUUAGCGGUGGUAGCGUUAGUAGUGGUAGUAGCAGAGAUCCCAUGAGUCCUCCGCCUUCCUAA
Molecule: messenger RNA, 2892 nt
Organism: Anthostomella pinea
Lineage: Eukaryota; Fungi; Ascomycota; Sordariomycetes; Xylariales; Xylariaceae
Source: the annotation of a GenBank genome assembly